AUGGAUUCAUCAUCAUCAGCAACACCACUUUGGAGGCAAGGACCAGCAGAGAAGCCAGUGUUAUGCAAUGCAUGUGGAUCAAGAUACAGACAUUGGGGAACACUUGAUAACUAUCUUCCUAAACAUUCUAUUGGAAAAGAUCUUGUUGUUCCUCACCCCAUCAUCUGUACAAACAACCAUCACCAUCCUUCAACCGAUCUUCCGGAUUCAAAUGAUGGUGAAAGUAGUUCAAGUUUAUGGGCGUCUACAAUUCCUUCAAAGAAACGUACAAGGAGGGGGGUGUAUAAGAGGCUAACACCAAUGGAGAGGUUUCAAAAGCAACUUUUGGAUGAGUUGAAACUUCAAGGGAUACCAAAUGAACCAUCUCCAGAAGAGGUUUUAUUGUUUCAAAACGUCAACAGCUUCAUACCUUCAAAUGAAAUUGGUCUUGGAGGCAUUCUUCUUGAACGAGAUGGUACUUCUAUUUAA
Messenger RNA from Cicer arietinum (chickpea), 468 nucleotides. Lineage: Eukaryota; Viridiplantae; Streptophyta; Magnoliopsida; Fabales; Fabaceae. The record is from RefSeq and is a predicted model, not a curated record.